AUGAAGGUAGUUUCUUGGAACGUGAAUGGCCUGCGCAAGUUUCGUCCUCUAGGGGAUAUGUUUAAACAGCUGAAUGCAGACAUUCUGUGCUUUCAAGAGACGCGCGUGUCUGGGGAAUGGGACGACAGCCUUGAAAGUCUCGCCUUCGUAGCCGGAUAUGAUUCGUUUUUCAGUAUUUGCAAGGAAAAGCGAGGCUAUAGCGGCGUGGCGACGUUUUGUCGAAGAGGAGUUGCCACACCAUGGAAUGCUGGUGAAGGCCUUCGUAGCAAAGUUGGAGGAGCUUCCAUAUCAUUUAACGAAGCCGGUGCUUGUGGUAGCUGCAAGUUCGAAGUCUGUCCAUGUGAAGGAAAAGGUUGCUCCGAAGAAAGCAUGUCUCUCAUUGAAGACGAAGGUCGUUGCGUGAUUACCGACCAUGGUUUAUUCGUCCUCGUCAAUGUCUACAUACCAGCUGUCAGCGUGGAGGGGCGGUCUGCAUUCAAGAUGCAGUUUUUGCACGCCCUCCUUGCGAAAAUCGAAGCUCUACGAGCGAAGUCGCGGAAUGUGAUGGUCGCUGGAGACUUUAACAUCUGCCCAUCGAUUUCGGACUGCGCUGAACGAAUCCCGCAGUCUCUGCACAUGGAGUGGGCCAUGCGGCCUUCGCGUUGUUGGUUCCGCAACCUGUUGUCUUCGACAGGCUCAGAUUUUGUUGACUCUUUUAAAGAAAAGCAUCCGUUUAAGAUGAAUGCGUAUACAUGCUGGUCUGAAAUGACUCGCGCUAGAGAAAACAAUCAUGGCGUCAGGAUAGAUUUGAUUGUCAUGAAUCGCAGUUUGUUCACGCGAGCUGUCCGCGAGGCCGACAUCGAGGCAGGUGUGAUGGGCUCUGACCAUUGCCCGGUGACUGUUUCCCUGAGUGACACAGAAUUUUCCGGUCAAGUGCCGAAACAGCCGCCGCCUUUCUGCACAAAGUACAUGAAGCGGUUCUCGGUCAGGCAACAGACUUUGACGAAUCUUUUCCUUAACAAAUCGCAACGUUAUGCAAACAAGGAUGCAACUACCACGGAAAGCAUCCGACCUACUACGCAAAAUCCCCUGGUACCACAGAGCAACGCUUCCAAAUCGCCCCUAGGUGUUGCAUCAAAGCGACAGAUUCGAAAAGGAAAAGAAAAACCAAAGAACCACACCAAUCUGGGGCUUUUGUCCUCCCCACGGUUUAGCGACAGCGCAUCGAAGAAGCAUGAUACUCUACCUCCGGGAUCAUCGAAACAAUCAAGCGUGAAGUCUGACGAAAAUCUAUGGAGCAGCACUCAAAAAGCGGACUCUGACCGCAAAAAAGAGACCGCACUAGCUUGGCGCAAGUUGCUGAAAGGUCCGCCACCCCCGCCUUUGUGCAGACAUGGAGAGCGAUGCGUGCUGAAUACAGUUUUAAAGCCAGGGGAAAACAAGGGAAAGACAUUCUUUUCAUGUCCAUAUCCGGCCGGGGAGGGUUUAAACGCGAACUGCAAGUUUUUUAAAUGGGCUCCCUUCAAAGCGGGCAACGGAGUGUUGCCGUAUUGA
Molecule: messenger RNA, 1533 nt
Organism: Chondrus crispus (carragheen)
Lineage: Eukaryota; Rhodophyta; Florideophyceae; Gigartinales; Gigartinaceae
Exons: 1
Coding region: 1-1533 (510 amino acids)
Biological process (GO): base-excision repair
Cellular component (GO): nucleus
Molecular function (GO): zinc ion binding; DNA-(apurinic or apyrimidinic site) endonuclease activity; double-stranded DNA 3'-5' DNA exonuclease activity
Source: RefSeq, a predicted model, not a curated record